GCAGCCGAGGCGGCUCCUUCCCAUUUCCCAAGCUCACUCUCCCUCCCCACACCGUUCCCUUCUCCCUUCUCUCCUCGCUUUCCCCCUCCUUCCGCCCUCCCUCCCCCCCUCUCUCUCUACCCCCAUUCCUCGCUCACUUGCGGGGGGGAGAAAGAUGACCGCCGCCGGCGAUGAGGCUUCGACGAUUCCACCCAACAGGACUAUCUACAUCAACAACAUCAACGAGAAGAUCAAACUCGAUGAGCUCAAGAAAUCCCUACAUGCAGUGUUUUCACAAUUCGGGAAGAUAUUGGAGAUGCUUGCUUUUAAGACGCUGAAACAUAAAGGACAGGCAUGGGUUGUCUUUGAGGAUGUUUCAUCAGCAACUGAAGCACGCAAGCAGAUGCAAGGAUUUCCAUUCUAUGACAAGCCCAUGAGAAUCCAGUAUGCUAAGACCAAGUCAGAUAUAAUAGCAAAAGCUGAUGGUACUUUUGUCCCUCGAGAAAGACGGAGGAGGCUUGAGGACAGAGCUGAAAGAAAGCGUCGGGAGCAGCGGCUUGAUGCUAAUCAAGCUGGAUUGGGUCCCUAUGGAGCUGCACCACCGCUUUCUCAAUUACCUUACCCUGGAGGGGCUAAGUCUAUGGUUCCUGAAGCUCCAGCACUGCCAAACAACAUUCUCUUUGUUCAGAAUCUUCCCCAUGAGACGACUCCCAUGAUGCUACAAAUGCUUUUCUGCCAGUAUCCUGGUUUUAAGGAGGUUAGAAUGGUAGAAGCAAAGCCUGGAAUUGCUUUUGUGGAGUAUGGAGACGAGAUGCAGGCUACACUUGCCAUGCAAGGGCUUCAGGGUUUCAAGAUUACACAACAGAGUCCUAUGCUUAUAUCAUAUGCAAAGAAGUAGGUUGUGUGAAUUUCUGGUAUGUUUCUUUAGGUCUUUCUAUUGCUGCAGUUUUAACAUGGGCACUUCUUCCCUUCAGCCAGGGAAGUUUUGGAUAUUCCAUUCUGAUCGAACUUCUUAAUGUAUCAUCUCUAGGGGAAUUACACUUUGCUGUAGUUUUGCGUCUCUCAGCACAAAUGAAUUCUCUCCAUACAUUGCUUUGUCAUUCAUAGAUCUUAUUCCAGGGCCUAGUGUGUUGGCUUCUCUUCUGAA
This is a messenger RNA of Phoenix dactylifera (date palm), 1126 nucleotides long. Its product is annotated as U1 small nuclear ribonucleoprotein A. NCBI's taxonomy places the organism in Eukaryota, Viridiplantae, Streptophyta, Magnoliopsida, Arecales, Arecaceae. The record is from RefSeq and is a predicted model, not a curated record. Gene Ontology annotation, molecular function: RNA binding.